CGAUUUCGUGGACGAUGAAGGUCUGUAGGGAUAGGUGGGCGUUAAGAUGUGUGAGAAGGCUCUCUGAUAGGGGCAUUCUCGGGUUGACAUUAGAGAUGUCGAAGGAGAUAAGUUGAGGCAGAAGUCUCAACAUCGCUUUACACAUCCGACGUAGAUCAACGGCAGUGAGAUAUGUGAAUGAAUAGUUGAGUAUCCGGUCUUGACACUCUGAUAGCACCAUAUGUCGUAUAAACGACGGCACGUCUGGAUGAGCCAACAAAAAGGACUUGACGGCUUCGAGUGUUUUAUGGUCUGGGCAUACGACCACACUUUGGUAGAGAACAUGACGACAGGUCAACCGGAGGCGUCUGUUGACUGCACACAUGUUUUGCAUGGUGGUAUGCAAAGACAAGCAAUGUUUUUGUGACCUGUCUUCGUGAUUGCAUUCUUGGGCGAUUUCCGCCAAAAUCUCGUUGGGAAGAGAUAGUAGGGACAUCCGAGUCUAGUGUAUACCUACCGUU
Molecule: messenger RNA, 500 nt
Organism: Stereum hirsutum FP-91666 SS1
Lineage: Eukaryota; Fungi; Basidiomycota; Agaricomycetes; Russulales; Stereaceae
Exons: 3
Coding region: 248-406 (52 amino acids)
Source: RefSeq, a predicted model, not a curated record